AUGAAAUCGCCGGUGAUGACAGGACCAACAGGCUCCUCGACGGUGCACCGUCGACAACCGUUAUUACGAACAGAAACUACGACGCCGACGACGAUGAUGAAUCACUGUGAAACUCUUCGUAAACGGAAAAGCGAGGUCGCCGGAAGGACAGCGGCGGAGUGCGCGACGGUGUGUUGCUGUCUUCCGUGUGCGAUGAUGCAUUUUCUCAUACUGGCGGCGUACAAAGUUCCGACGGGAUUGUGCCGGAAAAUGUUGAGGAAGAAUAAACAGAAAAAGCUUUUAAAUAACAAUAAUAAGAAGAAUGAAUCCAAAUGCUGCCAAGCUAACGCUGCCGGCGACGUCAAGGAGUCGGAAAAUGUCGAUGUCGUCUUCGUUGCCGGCGGUGGCGGGGAGCCGAUAUCGGCGGGAUCUGAAACGGAGAUGUGGGGUCGGUUUUAUGAGGGUGGAUUUUGGAGGAACCCAUCACAGUAA
Molecule: messenger RNA, 471 nt
Organism: Solanum dulcamara
Lineage: Eukaryota; Viridiplantae; Streptophyta; Magnoliopsida; Solanales; Solanaceae
Exons: 1
Coding region: 1-471 (156 amino acids)
Source: RefSeq, a predicted model, not a curated record